Molecule: messenger RNA, 435 nt
Organism: Fusarium odoratissimum NRRL 54006
Lineage: Eukaryota; Fungi; Ascomycota; Sordariomycetes; Hypocreales; Nectriaceae
Exons: 2
Coding region: 1-435 (144 amino acids)
Source: RefSeq, a predicted model, not a curated record
AUGGCGCCUCCGCGACGAACCCCACGCGAUUCAAGUGGUCGCUUCGCGGCAUCCGAAGAUGUCUUUUCCUACCACACCGGCAACGUCAAGGUGAAGACUGGGCAGAGUGGCCGCAAUGCUAUUGGUGCUACAGAGAAUGCUCUGCUCUUGGCGGAAAUCUUCAAGAAGCUCAUUGAUGCACACAUUCCCCAGAGCUGUGUCAGAAGGCCAGCUCCAUCCUUACAUCCAUGGGAGUACGAGCGGCCUGACACACCCGCGGAGGGCUUCGUCCCAAUCCAAAUUGUCGCCGACAAGUUGACCCAUUUGGGUCAGCCUUGGAAGCCGCUGACAGUCAGUAACGGGCAUAAAUGGCCUCCGGUCAUUUCCGCAGAGGAUGCUCGCAAGCUUCGCUGGGAAAGCUAUGAUCAGAUUGGCCAGCCUUCCCAGGACAACUAA